CCUUUGCUCGCCUCACCGCCCUUCGACCCUUCGUGAGUGGUAUAGAGUGAGUUUAUUUUCUUUGUCGAGUUUUGUUUGCGCUUUGUUGAGUAGAGUUUGCUCCCAAACAUGGCUGAUAUAAAGUCGCUUUACGAUAUCACAGUGAAGACGCUGACAGGAGAGGAGUUGAAGUUGGCGUCUUUACAGGGUAAGGUGGUCCUCAUCGAGAACGUGGCGUCUCUCUGAGGCACAACCAUCAGGGAUUACACCCAGAUGAACGAGCUCCAUGAGCGCUUCUCCGCCAAGGGACUCGUGGUUCUGGGGGUGCCCUGCAACCAGUUCGGCCAUCAGGAAAACUGUAAAAACGAAGAGAUCCUGAUGUCGCUGAAAUACGUCCGUCCCGGAAAUGGUUUCGAGCCAAAAUUCCAGCUCAUGGAGAAGGUCGACGUGAAUGGGAAAGACGCUCACCCGCUGUUUGUCUUUCUCAAAGAGAAGCUUCCGUUCCCCAGCGAUGAGCCGACGGCGUUAAUGGGCGACCCCAAAUGCAUCAUCUGGAGUCCCGUGUGCAGAAACGACAUCUCCUGGAACUUUGAGAAGUUCCUUAUCGGCCCAGAUGGUGUCCCAUUCAAGCGUUACAGCAGAAGAUACCUGACCUCUGACAUUGAGGGAGACAUAAAGAAGCUUCUGGGCAUUGCCAAAUAAAGCGUUUGUAGUAGUAUGGUCUUUCAUAGCUGGUUGUGCUCUCUUGUGCACGAUGCUGCUGUGUUGGGACUCUUACUUGAUGAAGAUGCUCUUUUAAACAUUGUGAAGGGCUAUCUGAUGUUCUGUAAACAUCCCAACUCCACAGUUGCAUAGAGCUUCAUGUAUGGCACAACAAGCCCUUUUGUGGAUCAAUAAAUAUUAUUUUUAAUCCUU
Pangasianodon hypophthalmus (striped catfish) is the source of this 894-nucleotide messenger RNA. It is a transcript of the gene gpx1b, whose product is annotated as glutathione peroxidase 1b. NCBI's taxonomy places the organism in Eukaryota, Metazoa, Chordata, Actinopteri, Siluriformes, Pangasiidae. Gene Ontology annotation, biological process: response to hydrogen peroxide; hydrogen peroxide catabolic process; response to selenium ion. Gene Ontology annotation, cellular component: cytosol; mitochondrion. The record is from RefSeq and is a predicted model, not a curated record. The transcript has 2 exons. Gene Ontology annotation, molecular function: glutathione peroxidase activity.